AUGAAGCCCAUUGUGAGCGCGGUGCAGGCAUGGUCUUGCUUUGUCAUUUCAUGUUUUGCCAUUGUCAUAUUGUCGGUGCUCGGUAUCCUCUUCAGGGGUAACCAUCCUGAGCUUGUUGGCGGCGAGGAAGACCCCGAAGACGGACCAGCAGUUGCAGCCACGGUCUUCACUGCUGUCAUUAUUUACGCUGGCUUCCUCAUCUUUUGCGGUUUCCAGGGUCUAUUGCAUAUACGCGAGAAUCGGAGAGGCUCGAUCGCACUAUAA
Messenger RNA from Parathielavia appendiculata, 264 nucleotides. RefSeq lists its product as uncharacterized. Bases 1 to 264 code for a protein of 87 amino acids. The transcript has 3 exons. The record is from RefSeq and is a predicted model, not a curated record. Lineage: Eukaryota; Fungi; Ascomycota; Sordariomycetes; Sordariales; Chaetomiaceae.